This is a messenger RNA of Populus nigra (black poplar), 2729 nucleotides long. RefSeq lists its product as uncharacterized. The record is from RefSeq and is a predicted model, not a curated record. The transcript has 12 exons. Gene Ontology annotation, biological process: intracellular signal transduction; peptidyl-serine phosphorylation. Bases 275 to 1792 code for a protein of 505 amino acids. Lineage: Eukaryota; Viridiplantae; Streptophyta; Magnoliopsida; Malpighiales; Salicaceae. Gene Ontology annotation, molecular function: ATP binding; protein serine/threonine kinase activity.
GCGUUUGGGUGUCUUAGAUAAAUGAAGGAGAGAGUGAAUGAGUUUCAGCGACUCACUGAGCUUUAGAGAGAGAAAGCGAGCGAGUAUUUUUAGAGAGAGAAAGCGAGCGAGCGCUCGAAGAGAGAGAGAGGAAUUUUAAUUAAAAGAGUUGUUCUGCUAUAUGCUUAGUUAGAUACAGAGAUAGAUACAGAGAGAGAUUUAAGAGAGAGAGAGAGAGAGAGAGAGAGAGAGAGAGAGAGAGAGAGAGGAGGGGUUUCAGAGAAAGAAAGUAGGAAUGGAAGAUAUAGAGGAAGAAGUGGAGGAGGUGCUGGGAUCGAGCUUGACGAUGGAGAAAGUGGCGGCAGCAAAGCAGUUUAUAGAGAAUCACUAUAGAGCUCAAAUGAAGAAUAUUAAAGAGCGAAAAGAAAGACGAUGGGUGUUAGAAAGAAAGCUAGCUUCUUCUGACGUUCCCAAGGAGGAGCAGAUGAACCUGAUUAAAGACUUAGAAAGAAAAGAGACAGAGUUCAUGCGACUUAAAAGGCACAAGAUAUGUGUUGAUGAUUUUGAGCUUCUGACCAUCAUUGGAAGGGGAGCCUUUGGUGAGGUUCGAUUGUGUCGGGAGAAGAAAUCUGGCAAUAUUUAUGCCAUGAAAAAGUUGAAGAAAUCUGAAAUGCUAAAGAGAGGACAGGUGGAACAUGUUAGAGCUGAACGGAACUUGCUGGCAGAAGUUGCAAGCCACUGCAUUGUCAAACUGUAUUACUCAUUUCAGGAUGCUGAGUAUCUAUAUCUGAUUAUGGAAUAUCUGCCUGGUGGUGAUAUGAUGACUCUGCUGAUAAGGGAGGAUACCUUAACUGAAAAUGUCGCUAAGUUUUACAUUGCUCAAAGUAUCCUUGCCAUCGAGUCGAUUCACAAACAUAAUUACAUUCACAGAGAUAUUAAACCUGAUAACCUUCUUCUGGACAAAAAUGGCCACAUGAAGCUAUCAGAUUUUGGCCUGUGUAAGCCUCUUGAUUGUGCAACUUUAUCCGUGAUCCAUGAAAAUAAAACAAUUGAUGAUGAAAAUAUGACCGAACCAAUGGAUAUCGAUGGAGGUAUUGCCGAUGCGGACAACAAAAGUAGUUGGAGAAGCCCCCAUGAACAGCUUCAGCAUUGGCAGAUGAACAGAAGGAAGUUGGCAUUUUCAACUGUGGGAACGCCAGAUUACAUUGCUCCUGAAGUUUUACUCAAGAAAGGCUAUGGCAUGGAGUGUGACUGGUGGUCACUAGGAGCAAUACUGUAUGAAAUGCUUGUUGGCUACCCUCCUUUUUACUCAGAUGAUCCAAUAACUACCUGCAGAAAGAUUGUUCAUUGGAGAAAUCACCUUAAAUUUCCAGAAGAUGCAAGGUUGUCACUUGAAGCAAAGGAUCUCAUUUGUAGGCUCUUGUGUGAUGUUGAGCAUAGACUAGGUACUGGGGGAGCAAAUCAAAUUAAAGCUCAUCCUUGGUUCAAUGAUGUUGCAUGGGAUAAACUCUAUGAGAUGGAGGCAGCAUUUAAACCAGAAGUCAAUGGAGAACUAGACACUCGGAACUUUAUGAAGUUUGAUGAAUCAGAUCCUCCAGCAGCAGCAAGAACUAGCUCAGGCUCACGGAAGAUGCUUUUGACUCCCAAAGAUCUAAGUUUCGUUGGCUAUACAUACAAGAAUUUUGAUGCUGUUAAAGGACGACAUCAUUUCGGCAUAUGCAACAGUAACUUGUACACACAUCCAUGCACACCCACUUAUCUGGGAUCAUUGAGGAUAGGAGUAUCCUUUUUAUCAUGUUGCCAGUGUCUCUGAACCAUGAUUAAAUUUUAUCUGAAUAGCAUGUAGAUGAUGGAAUGCCAGCCUACCAUCUUUAUUUUGGGCUGGUGGGUGGCCUUGUAUCUGAACAAAAUUUGUGUCAAUUUUGAUUUGAAUUGGUCUGUCCCUGGCCUACAGUCCCUAUGCUUUCUUGCAAUGGAUGGGAAUGCAUCUUAAAAUUUUAGUUUGGAAUGGAAAUAAAUAGUCAAUCCAACAAUCUCGUUAUGUAUGUGGGAGGUAUGAUAGGAAGAUUGGGUAGUGAUGGGUCAAACAGUUCUGGAUUCCAUAUUAUUUGUGUGGUGAAAAUAGAGAAGGCAUAGUUGUGUGCUGUCUACAGUAUCUUUGCUUUAAAGCAAAGGCACUACCUUCAUAUUCAGCAGCGAGGUUUUGUCAUAUCUGGUAAUACUUGACUGGAUAUCACCCAAUAUCCGGUCAAGUACCAGCAGAUGUGGUAAAUUGUUCACCAGAUAUGUUUCUAUCUGGUAUAGAUUGUGGGGUGUUUGAAAAUGCAUUUAAAAUCUGUUUAGCACAAUUCUUGAAAGACAUUUUAAGUUAGAGGCCUUCGCAACUGAAGCAAGGUAUUGUGGAAUUCACCCAUUGAAUUAGUAUAUAACCCCAAGUAUCCUUCCCAGGACCUGUUGACUAAAAGAUAUUCAGUGAGAGGUUGACUUUGUAAGCAAACAAUACAAAUUUUAGUGUUUUAGGACCACCUUUGAAUCCAUUUCUCAGCUUUAGGCACUAGCUCUUUUUAUGGAGAAAUCCUUGUAAGACUGUCCAUUCAUUGCAGAUUGGUAGUUGAAUGGCAGGCUCAUAUAUCAUGCAUAUUUGAUAAAAGUCUCAGAAAAUUGGUCUUCAAAUGAUCGUGUCCUUUUAUUCUGUGCUAAAUAUUUCAUCCUUUUCAACCAGAGGUUUUACCAUUAAUGUAAGUCCAAAA